GAAGGGUACAAAUUAAAAAUCAUUAAACGGAUUGAAGUAACAAAAAUUUGUAUAGAAAAAGUAAAUUUUAUUUAUAAAAGUGUUCAAAAAUUAAUUAUUAGUUUGUGACUUUACAUUACUUUGCUUAUCAGAUGAUAACCUGAAAUAUUCAUAUUUACAUUACCUGAAUAUUGUAUUUAUUGAUAAUUAUCAAGAAUGUCCAUGCAAUGUCAAUUAUGGAUGGGCAGUUUGGAGCCGAAUAUGACGGAGAGUUUUAUAAUGGCAGCGUUUCAUCGUAUGGGGCAACGUCCGCUUGCUGUAAAAGUAAUGAGAAAUAAAUUUACCGGGGAACCAGCCGGGUAUGCAUUCGUUCACUUCCAGACUGAUGAAGAAGCUAUAGACACAAUGCACAAACUUAAUGGAAAACCCAUACCUGGUACAUUUCCAGUUGUCCGAUUCAGACUAAACACAGCAUCGAGGGAGGCUAGAUCUAAUAUACAACAGGAGAGAGAGUUCUCCGUAUGGGUUGGUGACCUUAGUCCUGAUGUGGAUGACUAUUCCCUAUACAGGGUGUUUGCAGGAAAAUACAAUUCUAUUAAAACUGCAAAAGUUAUAUUAGAUGGCUCUGGCUAUACAAAAGGUUAUGGCUUUGUGCGUUUUGGCAGUGAAGAUGAACAGCGUAAUGCACUGUACGCUAUGAAUGGAUACACAGGUCUAGGAAAUAAGCCUCUUAAAAUAUGUACAGCUGUGCCAAAGCCUAAAGGGGCUGUUACCCCACAGAACUCUUCACCUGCAACUGCAAACGCACCAACAUAUAACAGUGGCACGGAGUACAACCAUUAUUACGAUCCGUCCGCGUAUUGGCAAAAUUACUCAGCGUGGUCGGGUUACUAUGGGCAGGACCAAAAUGCCGCGGCCACUCAGCCGCAGCAACAACAGCCACAGCUCCCGGACACUGCGCAACCGCCGCCCGCGAAAGUACAAAAUGACGAGUUGGCUCUUGUUGAUCACAAGAGAGUUAUUGACGUGGAUCAGAUGAACCAAGAAUUCCUGGACCCGGAAUUAUGUGUUUGGGACGCGCUCGAAGCGUCGCAGUGGUUCCCGCAAGAAAUCGUGGAAGCACAUUAAAAUGAUUAGCUUAAUCGAAAUAGUUUUUAUAAGAAUUCUAGAUUUUAAAUAAAUUUAAUAUAGAAAG
Messenger RNA from Pararge aegeria (speckled wood butterfly), 1174 nucleotides. It is a transcript of the gene Secp43, whose product is annotated as tRNA selenocysteine 1-associated protein 1. Gene Ontology annotation, molecular function: RNA binding. Bases 196 to 1107 code for a protein of 303 amino acids. The record is from RefSeq and is a predicted model, not a curated record. The transcript is spliced from 6 exons. NCBI's taxonomy places the organism in Eukaryota, Metazoa, Arthropoda, Insecta, Lepidoptera, Nymphalidae.